This is a messenger RNA of Alternaria burnsii, 1065 nucleotides long. RefSeq lists its product as uncharacterized. NCBI's taxonomy places the organism in Eukaryota, Fungi, Ascomycota, Dothideomycetes, Pleosporales, Pleosporaceae. The record is from RefSeq and is a predicted model, not a curated record. The transcript has a single exon. Bases 1 to 1065 code for a protein of 354 amino acids. Gene Ontology annotation, cellular component: nucleus; cytoplasm.
AUGUCCGCCGAAAGCCCCACCAAGAAGCUCAAGACCGACGUGCCUGUCAUUGGCACGCACAAUGGCCACUUCCACGCAGACGAGGCCCUUGCCGUUUCCAUGCUCAAGGAGCUGCCCACCUACCGCGAUGCCCAGCUGGUCCGCACCCGUGACCCUGCCGUCCUCGCCGAGUGCCAUACCGUUGUCGACGUAGGCGGCGAGUACGAAGACGACAAGAAGCGCUACGAUCACCACCAGCGCGGCUUCGAGGUCGUCUUCCCCGGCCACACCACCAAGCUCUCCUCUGCUGGACUUGUAUACAUGCACUAUGGAAAGGACAUCAUCACAGCUGUCACUGGUCUUGAGGGCGCUGACCGCGACCUUUUGUACGAGAAGAUCUACACCGACUUCAUAGAGGCCUUCGACGCCAACGACAACGGCAUCAACGUCAUUGCGCCCAGUGAUCUCGACAAGGCGGGACUGCAGAAGAAGUUCGAGGACCGCGGCUUCAGCAUCGCCAGUGUAGUCAACCGCUACAACUAUGGCCCCAAAUCUCCCACUUCAGACGAGACCAAGACAGCAGAGGCCAAACAAAUGGAGGAGGACCAGCGCUUCAACAGAGCCUCUCAGUUCGUUGGGGAACAAUUCCGCUGGGAGCUCGUCGACCGCGCUCGGUCGUGGCUCCCUGCUCGUCACCAGGUCAAGCAGGCGUACGACGCUCGUCUCCAGUACGACCCCCAGGGACGCAUCUUGGUCCUCCCCGAAGGCAUGCCAUGGGCCGACCAUCUCUACAACUUCGAGAAGGAGACUCAGCAGCCACAGGGUGUCGCACCCCAGGUCCUAUAUGUCCUCUUCCCUGAGGACCAGCCCGAGGGCAAGUGGCGUAUUCGUGCCGUCAGCAAGGAGAAUGGCGGCUUCGAGAACCGCAAGGAUCUUCCAGAUGCAUGGAAGGGUGUUCGUGAUGAGCAGCUCGACCAGGUCUCUGGUAUUCCAGGUUGUGUCUUUGUCCACGCUGCUGGUUUCAUCGGAGGAAACAAGUCGUUCGAUGGUGCGCUCGCCAUGGCAAAGAAGGCCCUGGAACUGUAG